CGACCAGUCGGACCUCUGCUGUCGGCCAUGUUGGAUCUGUUCCUCAGAGUUCUGGUGAUGACCCGUCUCCACCCGUCGCCUCACAGCACCUCACUGCCAACCUAACUCCUCCUCUUCUCUCACCUUCCUCCACCUGGACAGGUCCUGGACCCUGGUGGAACAUGUCCUAUGCACACGACAAGCUGCUCACCUGGAGCUUACCUCACCUGCUCCUCCUGCCCCUCACCUACCUCUGGCUUCUAGCUCCUGUCACAGGUGUGGCAGCAGGUCUGUGCCGGGUCACCGGCGGCAUCUUGGGGAUCCACUGGAGCAGCACCGUGGGUCUGGGCUGGCACCCGCUGGCGAGGGGCACGAGCGGGGCCACCUGCUGGGAGGCCUGCUGCCUGAACCCGAGCUGCGGCGCCACCUGGAGCCUGGGGGGCCGCUGCGUGCUCCUCACCUGCUCCAGGGGGGGCGGCUGCCCCAUCUCCUCCCUCCCCCAGCCCCACGAGGAGUCCCUGGGCCUCCUGCAGCUCCUGUCCAAGGAUCCUGUUGGAACAAAGUCCAGAAAAACUCGUCAUGCUCUGCUCGCAGGAAGCCACAGGACGGGACGGCUGAAGGACACGGAGGACACAGUGGACACUGUGGACACUGUGGACAGAGUGGACACUGUGGACAGAGUGGACACUGUGGACACUGUGGACACUGUGGACAGAGUGGACAGAGUGGACACUGUGGACACGGUAGCGGGUCCUACAGCUGCCAGCACCACUGCGCUCCUACAGACGGUCCAGGAGAACCUCAGCCCCUCAGCCAACAGAACCUCAGACGGUUCUCCGGACUCCUCACAGCAGAACUCAACCAUCAACGGAACCGUCGGUCCUUCUGCAUCCUCCAACAGCAGCGGUGUCAGCACCACCACUGUCAGUCCCACUCCAAGUCCCACUCCAGUCCUUGCAGUCCGGGAGCUGGUGGUGUCAGCAGGUGAGAGCGUGGAGGUGACGCUGCCCCACAACGAGGUGGAGCUCAACGCCUACGUGGUCCCGCCGCCCCCCACAGGCAGCAGCUAUUCCUUCGACUGGCGACUCAUCAGUCCUCUCACAGUUAACAGUGGAGAGAUGGAGGGCCAGAAGAGCCGCACCCUGAAACUCAGCAAG
Messenger RNA from Austrofundulus limnaeus, 1136 nucleotides. Its product is annotated as dyslexia-associated protein KIAA0319-like protein. Gene Ontology annotation, biological process: neuron migration. Lineage: Eukaryota; Metazoa; Chordata; Actinopteri; Cyprinodontiformes; Rivulidae. Gene Ontology annotation, cellular component: membrane; cytoplasmic vesicle; Golgi apparatus. The record is from RefSeq and is a predicted model, not a curated record.